AUGGAAAACAAUCAACCAAUUACACUUGAUUUCCUUGAUAAAACACUUAAAACAAUGUAUUCUGAACAUAAUAUUAAUAUUAAUGAUAAAACUACUAUUAAAUGGAUUGAAUAUUUAAGUAUGAUAGAAACAAAUGAUGAUACAAAAUAUUUAGAAAUUCUUGUUGAUUUUUUAAAACAUAUUGAUAAUAAAGAAUUUAAUGAAAAUUUAUCUUUAUUUAAUGAAGGAAAAGGAACUUUAAUUCUUGAUAAAAUUCUUAAUAUUUGUAUACAACCAAUUAUUUCAAUUGAAAAUAUAAGUAAAAUUAUUACUUGUUUAGCAUUUAUUACAAAUAAUAAUUUUAAAACUAAAGAAUAUUUAUAUAAUCAUAAUAUUAUUGAUGGAAUACAAAAUUUAUUAAUUCAACCUCAAAUUCUUAAAAUUUUUGAACAAAUUUUUAAUACAUUUCAAUAUGAAAAAAAAGUUACUACUCAAUUUACUACUGUUCAAUUUGUUACUAGUUUAUUAAGUGGUUUAUUAACUUUAGUUACAAAUUGUGAAUUUAUUCAAAAACAAAUUAGUGACAUUGGUAUAAUUGAUUUAUUACUUCAUCUCUUAUCAAAUACUAAAUAUAUUCCAAAUGAAUUAUUAACAAUUUAUGGAACUAUUAUUGCAAUUAUUGAUACUUAUAUUGAAAAUUCAUUUAAAUUCCUUCCUCAAAAUACAAUUUUUAUUCUUAAAGAUUUAAUCUUUAAUAUACAACCUAAAGCUAUUAAAAUUAUGGCAAUUAAAGCUUUAACUGAUAUUAGUAAUUUAAAAUUACAACUUUAUAGACCUAUUUUUAUUGAUUUAAUCCCUCUUAUUGAGAAUGAAAUUAAUAAUAUUAAUGAUGAUUUUAUCAAACAAUCAUUAUUAUUAUUAUUUAGAAGUAUUUGUAUUGAUGAAAAAAUUGAAAGUUAUAAUUUUAUUCCAUUUAUUAAUUCAUUAAUUGAAUUAAUAAAUUCUCCUAUCAAUGAAACUAUGAUUUGUGCUUUAGAAACUUUAAAUGUUAUUGCUUUAAGAGAUGAUACUUUAAAUAUUUUAAGUAAUAAACUUGAUGAUAUUAUUAAAAAAUUUAAUGAUAUAAAAGGAGAUGCUUAUUCUUCUUUAAUACUUUUACUUACUAAUAUGGGAAGAAUUGAUAUUACAAUUAGAAAAUAUAAAACUUAUAAAUUACCUGAAAAAAUAAUAUUUUAUAUUAAAUCACAUCUAAAUGAUGAACGUGCUUUACUUAUGUCUUUAUCAUUAAUUAAUUCUAUAUCUGUACUCCAUGAAAAUAGAGAUUAUUUAGCUUUUGAUCUUAACAUUUUUGUUGUUCUUAAUGAUUGGUAUAAAAUUUCAACUAACCAAGUCAUUAUUUUUAAUAUUCAACAAAUUAUAUCUCGUUUAAUUUUAAAUUCAUCUCAUCGUGCUGAACUUUUUAUGAGUAUUCCAACUGCUCUUAAUGCUAUUAUAGAAACAGCUGGAUACACUGUUCGUUUAUUAAAACAGAAAAUAACUCCUCAAAAUUCUACAAGAGAAGUGAGAGAUGUCAGAGUAGCUUAUGAAGCAACAAGAAUACUUUGUAAUUUAAUUAUUUUAAAUUCUGAUUAUGCAAAUACUAUCAUGAAAGAUCCUUAUAUCAUUUAUGCAAUUCUUGAUUUAAUUCAUUCUCAUUAUCAAAUCUUGAAAGAUGAAGGAUUUUCUGCUUUAAAUCGUUUGAAACAAUAUGAAAUUAUAACUGAUGAUGAUAUUACCAAAGCUGAAGCAAAUCGUAUUUGA
Entamoeba dispar SAW760 is the source of this 1779-nucleotide messenger RNA. RefSeq lists its product as uncharacterized. Gene Ontology annotation, cellular component: cytosol. The coding region runs from base 1 to 1779 and encodes 592 amino acids. The transcript has a single exon. Gene Ontology annotation, biological process: positive regulation of GTPase activity. Gene Ontology annotation, molecular function: guanyl-nucleotide exchange factor activity. NCBI's taxonomy places the organism in Eukaryota, Evosea, Mastigamoebida, Endamoebidae. The record is from RefSeq and is a predicted model, not a curated record.